CUCCGCUAGCUAUUUGAAGGACUUGAAUAUUCUUUGGUUUCCAAAAGUGAACUAGUUAUGGAUAAGAAAGGAAGAUUGAAGGCCUGCAAGAGAUUGGAAGGAAAACCAUACCCAUCAAAGAACCUCAUUACAGAAAGGAACAGGAGGAACAGAAUCAAAGAUAGGCUCUUCACUCUACGGGCUCUGGUUCCCAAGAUCACCAAGAUGGAUAAUGCCUCAAUCCUGGGAGACGCAAUAGAUUACAUAGAGGAAUUACAGGGAACAGUGAAUAGGCUACAUGAUGAGUUGAAGGAAUUGGAAGAGAAGCAGCAAGACAACAAAAGCAGUUUACAUCUACAGAUCCCAAACUCAACUGGGCUUAGGGUUCAAGAUAAUGAUCAUUAUUCUCAUGGCUCUUCAAGUGUAAAGGUCAUGGGAAGGCCAGCCCAAGAUCAGCGAGUUGAAGUGGAAGUGAAGAAAAUAGGGGCAAAGGAGUUCAAUGUUAGGGUGUGCUGCGAGCAGAGAAAAGAUGGGUUUGGUAGGCUAAUGGAGGCCAUGAAUGGGUUAGGUUUUCUGAUAACAGAUCUCAAUGUUGUUUCCCUCAGAGGCAAGGUUUCGAGUGUUCUCAAUGCAGAGGCAAAGUCUGAGGAAAUUCAAGCACACCAAGUGAGAGAAAUGUUGCUCAAGCUAUAAGAUGCAGUCCCAAUAGGUAGGUA
Telopea speciosissima is the source of this 695-nucleotide messenger RNA. Its product is annotated as transcription factor ABORTED MICROSPORES-like. Gene Ontology annotation, cellular component: nucleus. Bases 58 to 672 code for a protein of 204 amino acids. The record is from RefSeq and is a predicted model, not a curated record. Gene Ontology annotation, biological process: regulation of DNA-templated transcription. Gene Ontology annotation, molecular function: DNA-binding transcription factor activity; protein dimerization activity; sequence-specific DNA binding. The transcript is spliced from 5 exons. Lineage: Eukaryota; Viridiplantae; Streptophyta; Magnoliopsida; Proteales; Proteaceae.